Drechmeria coniospora is the source of this 2328-nucleotide messenger RNA. RefSeq names its product kelch repeat protein. The transcript has 3 exons. The record is from RefSeq and is a predicted model, not a curated record. Bases 1 to 2328 code for a protein of 775 amino acids. Lineage: Eukaryota; Fungi; Ascomycota; Sordariomycetes; Hypocreales; Ophiocordycipitaceae. Gene Ontology annotation, molecular function: protein binding.
AUGUCUCAAUCGUCGACUCCAAGCCAUCUGCCGCCAGCCCCGUCCAUCUUUGGUGGCCCGGCAAGCCACGCUUCCGGUCCGAUACAGAUAGAUCUACACGGGCAGCAGCCUCCUCCACCGGCGGCGGCCGAGGCGGCGAACGAGGCGUCGGAUGCCGCGUCCAUGAUGGCCGAGGUCACACCGCCGUCGGCUGGCUCGUCGUCCAACACCUUCAUCAUGGCCAAUUCCCCGUCCAAGACUCUCCCCGUCGCGGAUGGUUACCGGCCCAAGAUCACGCGCACCCUCGGGCAGCGGCCAGCCUGUCUUGUCAACGCCUCGGUGACGUACUGUGGCAGUAACCAAAUCUUUGCCUUUGGUGGCUUCGACCAGUACACGGACGAGGUUUACAACCACGUCCUCCGCCUCGACCUCGCAACGCACCAGUGGAACUUGGUGGACAAUUACGGCGACAUUCCGGGCGUUCGGAUGGGACACACCGCCACCCUCUAUCAAGGGGACAAGCUCUUGGUCUUUGGCGGCGAGAACGAGCACCGGACCUAUCUCUCGGAUCUCAUCAUAUUCGACCUCAAGACGGCGCACUGGACCCAGCCCCAGGUUUCCGGCCCCAUCCCCAAGGGUCGGGCCCGGCACGCCGCCGUGCUGCACGAGGACAAGCUCUUCAUCAUCGGAGGCAUCACGGGCCAGAACAACUACGUGCUGGACGACAUAUGCUACCUGGACCUGCGCACCUUUACGUGGUCCAAGGCUUGGCGCUUCGUCGGUCGCUUCGACCACUCGGUGUACAUCUGGGGCGACCGCGUCUGGGUCUUUGGCGGGCUCAGCGAGGACAUGGACAAGGUCAGCGACCUCUGGUGGCUGGAUCUGAAGGGGAGCCCCGAGUUCGACUCGCGCCCGCACUUUGGCGUCUUCGACCGCCACUCGGCCACCGGCAGGGCAUGCGGUUCCCCCCGUCCUCCCUACAGCAUGGCUCCUCCCGCCGUCGUCGGCGCCUCCGGCUACGCGGCCAAUUCGCGAACGGCCCAGGUGAACCCGCCUUCCUUCCAGCUCAAGACGUACGCGCCCACGGCCCCCGGCUCCAUCUCGUCGUUGAAGUUCAUGUCCGGGCCCAGCAUCCCAUCCCAAGGCUCGGGCACGCACUACCACGCGUACUCCUCGGGCACCUUGCUCGACUUCUUGACCCCCGCCGCGACCAUCACGCCGCGGGAGUGCUCCCUCUCGGCCCUCGAUCUGGGCAUGCUUCGCUGGCAGAAGCUCGCCGAGGGUCGCGAGAUCUUCAAGUCGGGCUACAGGUGGCACUACUGCACCAUGAACGAGGAGGGCACCAAGGCUUGGCUGCUCGGCUGUCCCACCGACCCGGCCGCGACCGACCUGGGGCCCAACGGAUACGAGGAGUACCUCAGCGACAUCAUGGAAAUUGACCUCCGUCGCUACGGCUUUCUCGGCAACAACAUGACGACGGAGCCGCGGACCGAGUCCCGACCCUCGGCCACGACCCGACCGACGGAAUCUCCGUCCAAGGGUCUCGGCGCCGACCUCGCCAAGCUCUUCGAUCUACCACCGGAAUCCGGGAGCGGAACGGAUUUUGUCGUCACCGCCUUGGCCGAGGGCUGCGACGAGGAGGACGUCCUCAGCUCCGGCUUGAUUCGGGCCGACGACGUUGCUGGGGGCGAAAGCUGGCUCGCCGCCGACGCGCCCACGUCGCAGCCCAUCCACGUGCACAAGCUCAUCCUGCAGGCACGGUGGCCGCACUUCUCGCGCCUGUACAACGCCCAGAUGGCCGAGUUCCACACGAAAAAGAUGCACAUUCCCGAGCCUUACACCGUCGUCCGGGCCUUUCUCCUCUACCUCUACACCGACAGCAUUCGGGGAACCGUCGAACCCGACAGCGACGCGACCACGAGCCUGUCGGACGUGGCCGGCCUCCUGGUCAUGUCCAACAUCUACAACAUUCCCCAUCUCCGACUUUUGUGCGUCAACCGGUUGGCCAAGGAGCUCGACGUCGAGCACGCGUGCGUCAUAUGGUACUGCGCUGGCCUUGCUGGCGAGGAAUGGCUUCGCAAGCGCGCCGCGACGUUUUGCAUGACGCACUGGGGUCGCAUCGUCCGCUCGCGGGGGUUCCUCCGCCUCCCGCGCAACGCCCUCGUUGACCUGUCGCAGGAGGUCGACAUGGAAGGACGCGUCAUUGCCGGCGAGGAGCUUGAAUGGGGCAGCUCGUCGGGCCGGUACGGCGACACGGUGCACAGCACGAGGAAGGCGAGUAUUAGCAGCAACCAGACGCAGGUGCUGGAUUCCGAGGCCGAUGACGAUGAGGGGAUGGAGCUGAGCUGA